AUGUUUCGAUUGUCCAGUUUGACUUCUAUAAUUCGUAGACAAUCUUCACAGCAAGCAAGACGUCGAAAUGUUGCUAUGAUUUUGCAUGGUUGUGGUGUUUAUGAUGGUACAGAGAUACAUGAAGCUACAAGUAUGCUGAUUCACUUAGACAGACAUCAUGUCAGUUUGUCUAUAUUUGCACCAGAUCGUGAUCAAGUGGAUGUUAUCAAUCAUAUCAGUGGGUCAACUAUGAAUGAAAAGAGAAAUGUGUUAAUUGAAUCUGCACGAAUUGCUCGAGGCAACGUACAUUCAUUGGAUGAUUUGAAUGCAUCGAAUUUUGAUGCAUUAUUCAUUCCUGGAGGUUUUGGUGUUGCUAAAAAUUUAUCAAAUUUUGCUUCAGAAAAUGCUUCAUGUGCCCUUUUGGCUAAAUUAGAAGAUAUUGUUAAAAAAUUUCAUUCAGAUGGUAAACCAAUGGGGCAAUAAUGAAAACAAGACAUGUAGUCCAGUGAAGAGUCUCUUUUCACCAGCGAAUUCUUUAUAUCGCUGAAGCGCUCUGGCCAUUCAUAAAGAAAAACCGGAGGUGUGCAUACAAAAGAGAAUUACUCAACCACUUCUACUGUCAUGGUAACAACUUUGUUGAUUUUUAGUGACUACUUAAUUUUGUUUGUUUGCCUGUUCUUUAAUUGCUUAUAAAUUCUUCUAUUCAUUUAGAACUCUUAUGUAAUUUCGUAUUCUCUUCUUUGUUCCUAUGUGUAUCCUGAGGAAAACUCAAUCGCUAAACUAUUCAUAUUAUUAUUACAUAACUUCCUUUUUAACAACUGUUUGUGACAACUCAUCACCUACAUUUGUUACUACCCUAGUAACAUUAACACCUAAUUUUCCUGACCGAUUUUGUAUUACAUAACUCCAACAAUCAAUCUUCAGCUGUUUAGUUAAAAUAACCAAUUGACCAAUUGUCUACUUUUGUUUGACAAACUUAAUGUACACAUACAUACAAAAUAACACGCAUAUACAUAUUUGCGGUUGUACAGCUAAGAAAAUGAAUUCGCCGCCGAAAAGAGACUCUUCGUUGAACAACGUGUUUUAUUUUAUUAGUUAUAUAACAACUUAAUCAUCGUUCCUCAGUAUGAGGUAAUUUUUACGUUUUUCGUGAAGUUGACCAAUUCUUAAUCAUAACAAAACUGAGUGUAGAUUGUUGGAUUUAGUAAGGGUAUAAAUUUAUAGAAAAAACAGCCUGUGUUUACAUAAUGAAAUUGG
Molecule: messenger RNA, 1236 nt
Organism: Trichobilharzia regenti
Lineage: Eukaryota; Metazoa; Platyhelminthes; Trematoda; Strigeidida; Schistosomatidae
Source: the annotation of a GenBank genome assembly